Molecule: messenger RNA, 727 nt
Organism: Dromiciops gliroides (monito del monte)
Lineage: Eukaryota; Metazoa; Chordata; Mammalia; Microbiotheria; Microbiotheriidae
Gene: PSORS1C2
Product: psoriasis susceptibility 1 candidate 2
Exons: 2
Coding region: 1-396 (131 amino acids)
Source: RefSeq, a predicted model, not a curated record
AUGCUGAACUGGAAGUUCCUGGGGAUACUGGUUCUUUGUCUCCUUGCAGGAGGCAUCACAGGCAGCAAUGACCACCCUUUGCCACCAGCCCCAGAGGCUCAUGAAGAAGAGGGUGCACCGACAUGGCCACAGGGUCCCCCAAUCCCUGGUGACCCUUGGCCAGGGGUGCCCCCUAUUUUUGAAGACCCCCCACCCCCAAGCCCUAGUCGUACCUGGAGAGAUCUGCCUGAAAGUGGUGUCUGGCCCCCUGAGCCCCCUAGUACAACUACUCCCCAACCUCCACCACGACCUGAUGACCCCUGGCCUGCUGGACCUCAACCCCCUGAGAAUCCAUGGCCUCCUGGCCCUGAGGUAGAUGAGUCAGACCUUGAUCCACCCAAGGAGGAAUACAGAUAAUUGGGUGUUUUCAAUUCCCCUUGCUCAUGCACAUAAGGCCUGGUUCAUCUAACACAUCUUCCUCAUUCCCCUGGAGGAGUAAUCUUUCUGUGCCUCAGCACCCCCUUAUCUUUGCCCUUCUGAUGUCACUAUCCUCCCAAAGAUUUACCCUUUCCCUUCAUCUUUCCCUUAAUUCCUGUUGGUCACCCCCAGAGCACAUCCCUACCUCGUACUCUGUCCUUGCCUUCCUGUGCCAAUUCUUCCAGAAUCUCCACAACUGGUCACUGUGUGGUGGCCAUGACAAGGAGGUGAAAGUGGACAAUACCUGAACUUCCACCAGAUGGAAAAAUAA